AUGGCACGUCCAAAAUCAAUUCGCGCGCCUACGACCGCCAGUCUUCCAAAUAACCUGCGCAUCGCCUCCACCACGCCUUCGCUGGUCAAGGCCCUGGGGAAGCUAUCUCGCCAAUCGCUCCUGGAUAUUGUGUUCCAAUGGCUAGAUGACCGAAAUGUUAAGCUAUUCCCUCCUAUGUUAGAGGGCGACGAGGAGGAAACCCCCGACGACGAUGGCCUACGACCCUAUCCGACCGAGCACUCGCUGAACGACGUUCGCAAUGCAUAUCAAGAACUGCAAUUUAGAAAAGGCGGCAAGCGCGAGGUCAUUGAUCGCAUCUUGGACGGGGACUGGAGACAGGGGAUCACGCUACGACAGGUUGCUAUGGUCGACCUCCGAUACCUCGAUGACCACCCGUCAAGUUUGCGCUGGACGGCACUGGAGCUCGCGCGCCUCGGCGGCCCAAACACACAGGAUACACCCAUCGCAGAACUCUCAGCUAGUAUCCCGCGUGUACACUCGUCCACCUUUCUCAAAAAGCUCCAGGAGCAAAUAUCACCACUGGUGAAAGCGCACUUCUACCUCGCGCGCUCCACCACCCAACCCCUCACCUUCCUCCGCAUUUUCGUCACUCACACUCCGUACCAGAGUCUCCGCCAGGCACCGGAAACACUCACCGACUCGUCCAGAGUCAUGUACGUCGCAUUCCCAGAUAGCUGUCCAUAUAUAUACACAUCUCUCGCCUCGGCCGCCGGGUCCAACACAAACGCCAGCUCCGUCGUCGCAACAGACGCGCGAAGCCUCCAGCGCAUCGUCCGAGAUGCCAUACCAAAAGCCCUCUCCCUCCCUCACCAACGAUACACGCUCAAACCCACAUCCCUCACGGCAAAGAGCCUUCAGGCUCUUAUCUCCCUCCGCGGUCCAGGCCGCUCCACAAACGCCAACGGCGCAUUCAGCAUCUUCGCCGACGCCGUCCUCGAAGGAAGCCCCCUCGACCCACGGCCCUCCAACACCGUCCCCCCAGAAGAACACCAGAAACAAUCCCUCCCAGCUGCUAAAUUCGACCAAGAGAAGGAAAACAGUGUCCUAGACGGCAACGCCGACCACGACGCCGACCCCUCCCACCCAGCAAAACCCAACCCCCUCCGCCGCGCUAGAGAUAUCGACGCUGACCCGCGCGCGUCCAAAAAGCGCAAACUCGCCGUCCAGUCCCGUUUCGGAACGGCUGGAACCGCAAUGUCCUCUGCACCACUUGACCGUCUCGACGCUAGGCUCCUUGAUCCUCCUAACGACGAGGAUGAGGAUCGUGAUGCCGCCCGACCUACCCUCUCGCUUACAUUCACCGGGACAGAUGUGGUAUCUGGUAUCCGGCAGCUUGCGGAGCUGGGAAUCGUGAAUGCCGAGCGUAUGCCGUCGUGGAUGACGGGUGAAGAGGCCGUCAGUGUAGCGAUUGUGCGCAAGGGGAGGGUGAUUAAUGAUGGCGGAUGA
This is a messenger RNA of Aspergillus versicolor CBS 583.65, 1467 nucleotides long. RefSeq names its product CENP-N/CHL4 family protein. The transcript has a single exon. The record is from RefSeq and is a predicted model, not a curated record. The coding region runs from base 1 to 1467 and encodes 488 amino acids. Gene Ontology annotation, biological process: CENP-A containing chromatin assembly; chromosome segregation. Lineage: Eukaryota; Fungi; Ascomycota; Eurotiomycetes; Eurotiales; Aspergillaceae.